Molecule: messenger RNA, 561 nt
Organism: Gongylonema pulchrum
Lineage: Eukaryota; Metazoa; Nematoda; Chromadorea; Rhabditida; Gongylonematidae
Source: the annotation of a GenBank genome assembly
AGCAGUGGAGUGAGUGCUUUCGAAGUACGUGGCGCAAAGAAUGGUGUUUUUAUGGAGCAUCUGCUGCAACACAUUACCGACAAGACAACUGUACUGGAAAUGUUGACGAAAACAUUUCAAGAGUUACCAAAUCCGGUGCAUGUUGAUUUUACCGAGCAAAAAUUGCGUGUUAUCAUUUGGUACGAUUACGCCGGACAUUUCACGAAUAAAGUUUACGUGUUCAGUAGUGUGGAUGAUAUGAAUGAUGAAAUAAGUGCGGAAUGCACACGCUUGAAGCCAACUCCUAACGCACUUUCACAUAUCGCGCAUUUACGCUUUGCUGAGUGUUUUGACGUAACAGAUGAGAAGAUAAUAGAAGAUGGAGCCGAAGGUGUAUCGUUAUGUGUAAUGCUUUCAAAUCUGCAACGUUCAAGUGGUCCUGUAACAUGUUCGUUGGUUCUUUCUCGUCGCAGUGAUGAUGCAUUUGUGGCGUCAAAAAAUAAUGUAACGCUGGGAGAUGUGCUGAUUACUAGGAUUCAUAGAACCGAAUACAAGAAUGCAAACUUCUGCAAGGAUUUAUGA